Wallemia ichthyophaga EXF-994 is the source of this 1119-nucleotide messenger RNA. Its product is annotated as Sorbitol dehydrogenase. NCBI's taxonomy places the organism in Eukaryota, Fungi, Basidiomycota, Wallemiomycetes, Wallemiales, Wallemiaceae. Gene Ontology annotation, molecular function: L-iditol 2-dehydrogenase (NAD+) activity; zinc ion binding. Gene Ontology annotation, biological process: D-sorbitol catabolic process. The record is from RefSeq and is a predicted model, not a curated record. The coding region runs from base 1 to 1119 and encodes 372 amino acids. The transcript is spliced from 2 exons.
AUGUCCACCCAAACAAAUCUUAUUGCUACACUUCACGGCGCAAAGGACUUGCGACUCGAAGUACGUCCAGCUGUGCAAGUUGGAGAGCUCGACGCCCAAGUAGACGUCAAAGCAACUGGGCUGUGUGGCUCAGAUCUGCACUACUACCGUCAUGGCCGCAACGGGGACUUCGUGAUACGGGAGCCACUCGCUAUGGGACAUGAGGCUGCCGGAAUCGUCACCUCUGUCGGUAAAGGCGUGUCGCACAUCCAGCCAGGUGACAGGGUGGCCAUUGAAGCCGGUAUUUACUGCUCGAGUUGCAGCCUGUGUAAGAGUGGCAGAUACAACCUCUGUCCGGGGUUGAGGUUUGCUUCAUCGGCCAAAACAUAUCCGCACUUGGAUGGAACUCUCCAGACGUGUUUCACUCAUCCUGCUAGACUCUUGCACAAAAUGCCUGAUAAUGUGUCGUUCGAGCAAGCUUCGCUGGUGGAGCCAUUGAGUGUCGUCUUGCAUGGAAGUAGACGUUCUGGGGUUAGAGCAGGUCACCAUGUUGCCAUCUUUGGCGCUGGUGCCGUAGGUUUACUGGCUGCUUCGGUCGUCAAGGCACAGGGUGCAACUAAGGUCACGGUAAUAGAUAUUGAUGAGAACAGACUUAAAUUCGCAUUGGAAAAGAGCUUCGCUGAUAACACUGUUCUGCUCCCUCUUGGACCACGUCCUUCGUCGCCCGCGGAAUCGCUUGAAAUUUCAAAGAACACAGCUGAUAGCAUACUCGGACAGUCCAGUAGUGAUGGCUACGAUGUAGUGUUUGAGUGUACAGGUGUGGAAACAUGUAUGCAAGCUGCGAUUUAUGCAGCCAAAGCCGGUGGAAAAGUUGUUUACAUCGGUAUGGGAACCCCAAAUGCCACAUUGCCGGUAUCGGCGGCAGCAUUUAGAGAAGUCGAUUUAGUUGGCGUUUUCAGGUAUUCAAACACGUACGACGAUGCUCUUGAAAUGUUCGCUGCUAACAAGCUCGCAUCGGCUGAUUCGCUCGUCACUCACAAAUUUAAACUCAGCGACAGCAAAAACGCCUUCGAGACACUUUCAAAUGGCAAAGAUGAGAAUGGAAGGCCCGCUAUUAAGAUUAUGAUAGGUGAUUAUUAG